CUGUAAUUCACGGCCCGGGUAAAGACUCCAGCCUCAGGCCACGCUCAUGACGUCUCACGCGAGAGGCUGAGCCCGAGCAGCGAAAGGAAGUAGCCGCCGCUGGAGGUUUCCGGAGCAGUCGCUUUCCGGCGUUGAGCGCUGAGCCUCAUGGAUUUGAAUCUGCAGUUUUGGAGAAGCGAGGGCAAAACCUUUUUUCAAAGAUUUCGUCAUUGGACAGAUAUUUUGGAUCCAACGUUCCUGUUUAUCUCCAGUGAGGAAAUUGAAAAAGCUAGAACACUUUUGCAGGCUAGUGAAGAAAAUAUCACAGAGUCCUUACGGGACAAAAAGAUAAAUGAAGCUUGGAAACUAAGUCUGGCCUCUGUCAAUUCUGGUACUGGUGAAACAAUUCCUGCCUUAUUGAGGCCUCCAGCUUUCUUUCCCUUUACUGUUCCACUGGUCAUUGCUGUUAUAUUACCGCACAGACAGACACGGCACGCGCUUAUGUGUCAGUUCCUUUUCCAUACAUAUACUAGUGGAUUCAGCUUGGCAAAUGGGAAUUCUCUAAAAGAAUCCAAUGGGACACCUACAGAAAAGGAGAUUGCGCACAAGCAGUUACUACUUGCUGUUGGGGCAGUCACGUAUUCCUCCUGCAUGGGAGUUAUUCCUCACUACAUGUUAACUCGCUAUAAACCAAAAGCUCCUUUUGUGCAACUCCUCUGCAAGAACAUCAUACCAGGUCCACUUACAGCCCUCCUGUGUGCAUUUAAUGUGACAGUAAUUAGAAACAGUGAGCUUGAAAAUGGGAUUGAAGUCAUGGAUAGCAAAGGGCAAGUCAUUGGAAUGUCUCAGAUAGCUGGAAGAAAGGCUGUAGAAGAAACUGCGUUAUCCAGAGCAGCAGUGUUUGCUACGGCAAUGUUUAUUCCAGAUAUUGCUCUACACUUCAUAAAACGCACAGGUACUUUAUUUCGAAAUCCACUUGUCGGAACUCCAGUGAGAUCUAUUUUGACGAUUUUAGUCCUUGGAACAAUGAUACCUGCUUCGUUCAGUUGGAUGCCACAGGUUGGCAAGAUAAAAAGAAGUGAACUUGAACCUGAAAUCGCCUCCUCCACUGAAGAAACGGAACUCUUCUACAACAGAGGAGUUUAAUGUGGGCCCUUGAUAACUUAUCAGGAAUGAUUUUCCUGUUAAAAUGAAGUUAUAUAUUCAGACUUUUAAUUUUUAAACUGACAUCAUCGUUUUUUGUAUUUUUGUCCUAUAAAGCUGUCAGUAAUGUUGAAACAAAUUGACAUUUGAUCAGAUCCAAUUUCAGUACAUUUUUAAUGCAAAAUCUCUACCUUUUGACAUAAUCAUGUAUGAAAACUAUAUUUUGUUGGGGAAACUCCCAACAUGCCUUUCAGUAGAACCAAGGUUUAAUUUUGUGAUCUACCUGUGUGUAUCCAUUGAAAACCUAUGACAGAAAACAAAAAGUUGAUAAAAGGUUUCCCUGCCCCCCAUUGAUGCUUUCAGUGAGUGCUACAUUAGUGAAAUCCUCUGAAGACACUUAAGAUGCUGGAUUAGUUGAGAUGGAUACUUUCUGAAGCUUUGGUUAAGCUUCAGAAAGAUUAUGUAAAUUGUUCCGCAAUUUAUCCAAUGGUGAGAAUUUUGUUACUUGGUGUGGGUCUUUUGCUGUCUUGCUGUUGCUAAACUUCCUUACCUCUUCACUAAACCAUUCACAGCUUGCUGCCUCUGAAUAGCUUUCAACAAUAGGAAACAAAGCCAGAAUACUUUUUUUGUAGAAGGUGCUAAAAGUGAGGCAAAUUUGGGGUAGAGGCACUUGAGCAGAAGUAGCAAUUAUAAUAUCCUCCAGAUGUUGCUGGACAACAACUCCCAUCAUCCCUGGCUGUACUCAUGGGAGCUGGCAUCAGAAACACCUGAAGGGCAACAGGUUCCACAGCCCUGAUUUGAGCAAUGUUCACAUAUGCGUUCUUGUGCAAGUGUUUCAUUCAAAAACUUCUGCUAUCAAAACUGUUAAGUUGCAUUGAACAUUUUUUAAAGCGGGGACAGAAAAGUGUGGGAAGCAAAAUCUUAUCCCAUAAGUACACGUUACCUGCCAAAGUACUUAAUCUAGCUGGUUACACGUUAUUCACAAGACUGGAUAUAUAGAAUCCUCUUAAUUAUUUUUAGUUGCACCUGUGCAGCCAGGAGUCAGUCUUAAUGUAUCAUCUCCAGCAGUUACAGAUGGAAGAAAAUGCUUUUCUGCUUAAUAUUCAGGAACUAGUACUUGAAGAAUCAACACAUAUGUGUCUACAGAGCUUAUUUUAUAUCCAUUAUUUCUUUACUGUUAUCACUGUAAGGUCCACUCCAGUUACUAGUACAAAUAUAAAUCGUAUCAUUAACUAUCAA
This is a messenger RNA of Rhineura floridana, 2361 nucleotides long. It is a transcript of the gene SFXN4, whose product is annotated as sideroflexin 4. The coding region runs from base 148 to 1125 and encodes 325 amino acids. Gene Ontology annotation, biological process: monoatomic ion transport; mitochondrial transmembrane transport. The transcript has 14 exons. Gene Ontology annotation, cellular component: mitochondrial inner membrane. NCBI's taxonomy places the organism in Eukaryota, Metazoa, Chordata, Lepidosauria, Squamata, Rhineuridae. Gene Ontology annotation, molecular function: monoatomic ion transmembrane transporter activity. The record is from RefSeq and is a predicted model, not a curated record.